AUGAAAUCUAAGGAAACAAGAAGCGAGAACAAGAUCGAACCAGAUCGUAGUUUCGAGAACAAGAUCGAACCACAUCUGAUUGCCAAGUCCCUUAAAGAAUGUCCGCUUCACCCCGACAAUACUUUGCGAAAGUUUCAAUUUCAAUGUUUUUACAAAGGUGAUCCCUCAUCGACUGGAAAUGUUGAGAAGCUUCUUUCUUUUGGUCUAUGUGCUUGCACAAACCUUGAGACAUUCUCAGAAAGCAUUUGUGGGUUACGGCGUUUAAGAAAGCUUAAACUCGAAGGCUAUCCGGAGGCUCCCAAGGACCUUGACCAGGUAGAAUGUCUAGAAGCCCUAAGUUUUUCUAGGACAAAUAUGAAGCAUCUUCCGGAUAGCAUUUGUAUGUUGAAACAUCUGAAAAUUCUUCAACUUAAACGUUGUUGGAGUCUUGAGAAGUUACCUGAGGAUCUUGGCCGAUUAGAAUGUUUAAGAAGGCUGACUUUGUUAUCUGCAAAGAUUAAACAUCUUCCUGAUAGCAUUUGUAUGUUGAAACAUCUGGAAAUUCUUCAACUUGAACAUUGUUGGAGUCUUGAGAAGUUACCUGAGGAUCUUGGGCGAUUAGAAUGUUUAAAAAGUCUGACUUUGUCAUCUGCAAAGAUUAAACCUCUUCCUGAUAGCAUUUGUAUGUUGAAACAUCUGGUAUCUCUUGAGCUUACAUAUUGUUACUUUCUCGAGAAGUUGCCCGAGGAUCUUGGCCAACUAGAAUGUUUAGAGAAGCUAUUUUUGUCGUAUGCAAAGAUCGAACAUCUUCCAGAUAGCAUCUGUACAUUGAAACGUCUGAGAACACUCGCUCUUUUUCGUUGUUGUUCACUUAAGACAGUACCAAAGGAUCUUGGCAAAUUAGAACGUUUGGCAGAGCUAAAUCUGUCAUCCUCAAUGAUCAAACAUCUUCCGGAUACCAUUUGUAUGUUGAAAUAUCUGGAAUGUCUCAGACUUGAUUAUUGUGAAUUACUUGAGAAAUUACCAGAGGAUCUUGACCAAUUAGAACGUUUAGAGCUGCUAUACCUAAGGAAGUGUAAGAUUUUACAAGAUAUCCAAAUUGGCAUCUGUAAGAUGAAAUGUUUAAAAUCGUUAGAUGUAGCAGGUACAAGCAUAAGUCGUCUUCCACAUGACAUUUUUUUGUUGAAAGGCAUGCGUAUUUCCGGAUCGAGAGACCUUCUUCGAUCUUCUAGUUUUUUAUCCGAGAUAAAAAACAUAAGCGACAAAGAUAACUGCUUUGUAGAUCUGUGA
Lactuca saligna is the source of this 1269-nucleotide messenger RNA. The record is from the annotation of a GenBank genome assembly. Lineage: Eukaryota; Viridiplantae; Streptophyta; Magnoliopsida; Asterales; Asteraceae.